AUGAGAUUUAGAAUUUUAAUUUCUCUUUCAAUAAUAAAAGUUGGUGUUAAUUAUAUUUCAGAUAAAGGAUAGCCAUUUUAUUAACAAUAAGAUUAUGAAUUAAUAAUUUAAGAAACUUUAUUUCAUAAAGAAGAGCAAGAAAGGUCUGUAAAAUAAAGAUAAUUUUAAUAAGAAAUAAAGUGUGAAUAUAUUUUAUAAAGUUAGAUGCAUUAAUCAAGUUAUGAAUUAUAAAAAGGUAGGUUAACAGUCAGUCCCUUGA
Paramecium pentaurelia is the source of this 259-nucleotide messenger RNA. NCBI's taxonomy places the organism in Eukaryota, Ciliophora, Oligohymenophorea, Peniculida, Parameciidae. The record is from the annotation of a GenBank genome assembly.